Eimeria acervulina is the source of this 1410-nucleotide messenger RNA. RefSeq names its product DnaJ domain-containing protein, putative. Gene Ontology annotation, molecular function: protein-folding chaperone binding; protein folding chaperone. The transcript is spliced from 5 exons. Gene Ontology annotation, cellular component: cytoplasm; nucleus. Bases 1 to 1410 code for a protein of 469 amino acids. The record is from RefSeq and is a predicted model, not a curated record. NCBI's taxonomy places the organism in Eukaryota, Apicomplexa, Conoidasida, Eucoccidiorida, Eimeriidae.
AUGGGACCCGCGCAGAUACCACGUUCUCUACAGUCUUUCUUUGCGUCGAAUCUGCUGCCCAAAUACAGCCAACUCAGGCAGAACAGUGCAAGGGCAGUGGUGGCCUGGCGGCCGUCGGGCCCUGAACAAGAUGUAAAAGUACCCCGCUUCUCGUUGUUGGUUCGGCUUAAAGAGUCGGGGUUUUCGCCGACACGCUCAAGCGCAUUUCUGUGUGCAGAUUCAAAUGGAGCGACGCAGCCGUCACACCCCUUUGCAGCAGCCGUCCAGACAUUUGGAAAGCAGCAGUGGACGGAUUACACCAAAUCGCGGUGUAUUUCUGCGUUUGCGUCGUCUACCUUCUCCGGACUCAGCCGACUACGCAACCCAGAAGUAUUCAACAGCAAUGCGUUGCACAAUACCAGUAAAAGCGGUGCCGGUUUCCCCAGGACGAUUGAUUCUUUCUUGGCAAGGCGGUGCUUCACGACGUCUUCCUCAGUCCCGGAUUACUACGCAAUAUUGGGGGUCAAAAGAAAUGCCACUCAAGAUGAAGUGAAAAAGGCGUACAGACAGACGGCGCUCAAGUGGCACCCAGACAGGAACCCGAACAACAGAGAAGAAGCGGGUAGGAAGUUUCGUGAUGCAAGCGAGGCCUAUCAAACAUUAUCAGAUCCCACGAAGCGAGCGCAGUACGAUGCCUCUCUUGAUGGCGCUUCUUCAUCAUCACGCCAAGCAGGCGGUUACUCGGCCUACUCCGACCCUUUUGCUUCCAGAGCGCGAGCUGACAGAGGCGGUUUCCAUUUUGGAAACCUCACACCGGAAGAGGCCGAGCUUUUGUUUCGCCGGGCAUUUGGGGGUGUCUCUCUAGAAGAAAUUUUGCAACAGGCGCUCAACCAGCAAAGUGCUGCCCGUUGGGCAAGAGGAAUGCCGUUCCAGCGGCAUGAUAUGUUUGAACAUAGAAUGGGAUCACGGCCGUCUACGAGCUUUCUGGACGACCAUGAGAUCUAUGAAAUUCUAAGAGGCCUGUCGGGAUCAAGGCCGGAACUCGGCACCCAAGUCAGUUACUUCACACGGGGAGGAAGGAUAAUUGAGAGAAGAACAACAACUCGACGCUUCCCGGGAGGGGGUAUUCAAACUGAAACAACAGAACGCGAUGUUGGACCAGAUACGGGUUCUGGCAACCCCAGGGAUACAAGAAGUGGUUCUAGGUCACAGCAAAAUUUCGGUUCAUCACGUGAUUGGAUGCGCAUGCCUCCGGAAAACAGAUCUGCAAACAGACAAGGACUGGAGGUUGCCACCCCGUUGCAGCAAUUCGUAUUUAUAGCGCGUGAAUAUGCCAAGAUGGCCUGGACGCUCAUCAAAAUCUCUGCUCUACGUGCCUUCGCACGGGCAGUUGUUCGAUUCGUGACAAACUUACUGACGCGCCGCCGGUAG